UGUGGAGAUGGCGGCGGCGGCGCUGCGCUGUCGGAGGGACCCGUGCGGGUUCAUGUGUCUCAUCCUCACCUACUGCAGUGUGUUUUACUCUGAUUACGUGGUGGUUCAGUACGUGUUGAUCCCGGUGUAUUCCGGAAGUGUGUGGUGUUCUCUCCACGGCUCCGUGUUUAAUCUCAUUCUGCUGCUGCUGCUGGUGUGUCACUGUAAAGCCGUGUUCUCUGACCCAGGUAUGGUUCCUCUUCCUGAGACGGCCAUCGAUUUCUCAGACUUGAGGUCUCAGUCCAGUCGCGUGAGUGACCGGGGCUGUGAGGGCUGGACGGUGUGCAGUCGCUGUGAGACGUUCCGUCCUCCUCGAGCACAUCACUGUCGAGUGUGUCAGCGCUGCAUCAGACGCAUGGACCACCACUGCCCCUGGAUCAAUAAUUGUGUCGGCGAGCUGAACCAGAAGUACUUCAUCCAGUUCCUCUUUUAUACCGGCGUGGCCAGUCUGUACUCCAUGGCCCUGGUGGUGUCUGCAUGGGUGUGGCGGAUACGCAGUGAAAGAGACGGAGACGGAGAGAAAGAAGGAGACGACGUUCCCAGCAAACAUCUAAUAGUGGCGCAUUACAUCAUCUUGUUAGUGGAAUCCGUCCUGUUUGGUGUUUUUGUCCUGGUGAUAUUUUAUGAUCAGCUGGUGUCCAUUAUCACAGACGAGACGCCGAUCGAGCAGAUGAGAAACAGGCUGAUGAAGGACAGAGCGGACAGCAGACAGUCAGCGCACACGACACACACACACACACGCAAACCCAAAGCGGCGCUGCUGAGGGCGGUGUUUGGGAGAGGGUCUGUGCUGUGUUGGCUGUUACCGUUACACUCCUCUCCCCCGUCCGCUGGAGGAAUCGGUUACACACCUGUUCCUGAUUACGAUGUGUGAAGAACACCGACGUCACAUCACUUUACACUUCAGAUGAAGGAUGUGUGUAAAGUGGAGCACUGUGUGUUCUGUAGUGGCUCUUAUUCCAUGUAUCACAUUUGUUUUUUUCUCUUUCAUCCUUCUUUCAGCUGUACGACAUCUUUCCCUUUCAUCGUGUCGUCUCAAUGGUUUACUGUCACAAAUAAGACAAACACAUAAAUAUUAAGAUCUGAUUAAUCCAGACAGUUCAGUAAUGACAAACUAAUCAUAAAUCUGUUCCUCACUCAUGUCUGGUGUGUAUGAGAACAGGUGGGUUUAAUGCAUGAAAAUGCAUCUCUUAGCUUCUCAUGUUUUUACUUUUUGCCAAUAACGCUAAAUAAUUUAACAUCAACAGUAUAAUAUACUUGAAUAUAGAGCUUGAGAAAGUUUCAGAAGUUGUAUUUGUUUAAAUACAGUAGAAGAAGAAGCAGCAGUAUUGAAGACCAACACUGUGGUAUUUAAACCAGAGCUGUAGUGGAAUCACAUCACUGUCGCGUCACUACAAUGUUCAAGACCCACUGAACAUCACAUCCGACUUGCACUGAAACUGUGUGUCUUUCCUUUGUGAAUGGUAAUUUUUAUCUAUUUAUCUAUUUAUCUAUUUAUUUAUUUUGACUCUGUGACCUGUCAGUCACCUGGUUUUAAGUCUGUUGGUGUUUGUAGGUUUUAAAUGUAUUUUAUAGCAUUUGAUGCAGGGAAAGUGUUUACAGUAUGUUCAGGGUUCUGUUCCGGCUUCAGUAACAUGCUUUUCUGUAAUUUGACAGAUUGAAGGAUGCGUGUUUAUGUACGAUGUUUACACUGAUAUUUAUUGUUCUUUAACUGUCUAAAUGCUGCUGAAUUAAAGUAAAAGACAUCUUUUAAUA
Clarias gariepinus (North African catfish) is the source of this 1794-nucleotide messenger RNA. Its product is annotated as zf-DHHC domain-containing protein. Gene Ontology annotation, molecular function: palmitoyltransferase activity. Lineage: Eukaryota; Metazoa; Chordata; Actinopteri; Siluriformes; Clariidae. The transcript has 9 exons. The record is from RefSeq and is a predicted model, not a curated record. The coding region runs from base 8 to 913 and encodes 301 amino acids.